Messenger RNA from Erigeron canadensis, 1345 nucleotides. RefSeq names its product short-chain dehydrogenase TIC 32, chloroplastic-like. NCBI's taxonomy places the organism in Eukaryota, Viridiplantae, Streptophyta, Magnoliopsida, Asterales, Asteraceae. The transcript has 6 exons. The coding region runs from base 217 to 1170 and encodes 317 amino acids. The record is from RefSeq and is a predicted model, not a curated record.
GUUACGCGGGCGACCCACCCACCUUUUCUGUAAAAAUGUGUUCCCAUUUUAUUGUAAUUUAUAUUUGUCUUAAAACUUUUGUAACUCCCCUCUCUAUAUAUCAUUAGUUCAUCAUCAUUAUCAAAAAGUUCAUCAUCAUUAUCAUCUUUCUUUCUUUCUUGUAAAACAAUACACGCUUUACUCUGUUUGUGGAAUCAAGAAAAAAAAUAUAUACAUAUGACGUGGAUAUUUUCGAUAUUUAAAGGGGCAUCAGGGUUUUCAGCAAAUUCAAAAGCUGAAGAUGUUACUAAUGGAAUUGAUGGAACUGGUCUUACUGCUGUUGUUACUGGAGCUACGAGUGGUAUUGGCUUAGAAACAGCCCGUGUACUUGCCUUACGCGGGGUCCAUGUGAUCAUGGCAGUUAGAAAUGUUGAAGCUGGCCAAAAAGUCAAAGCAAGCAUUUGUGAGAAAAUCCCAAAUGCAAAACUCGAUGUGAUGGAGUUGGAUCUAAGCUCACAGGCAUCUGUACGACAGUUCACAUCUGACUACAUUUCAAAGGAUCUUCCUUUGAACAUCCUAAUUCUCAACGCAGGGAUCAUGUCUACUCCAUUUACUCUUUCAAAAGACAACAUUGAAUUGCAAUUUGCGACUAACCAUAUCGGUAAUUUCCUUUUGACAAACUUGUUGUUGGAUACCAUUAAAAACACUGCAAUUAAAUGCCAAAAGGAGGGAAGGAUAGUUAUUGUUUCUUCAGAGCUCCAUAAGUAUUCUUACAGUGAAGGAAUUAGGUUUGACAAGAUUAACGACGAAAAGAGCUAUAGUGCUUUCUAUGCUUAUGGGCAGUCGAAGCUUGCUAAUGCAUUGCACGCUAAGGAGCUAACAAGGCGCCUCAAGGAAGAAGGCGCAAAUGUGACUGUGAAUUCGUUACAUCCUGGAGUUAUCAAAACAAAUCUUACACGUAACCAAGGGGUUAUCGCCUCUGCCUUCAGCCGGAUACUUUUCAGUUUCAUGAAGAAUAUUCCGCAAGGAGCUGCGACUACAUGCUAUGUAUCAUUGCAUCCACAAGUGAAGGGCGUUAGUGGCGAAUAUUUUGCUGACAGUAACAUAUCAAAAACAGGCAAAUAUGUGGAUGAUCAAGAAUUGGGCAAGAAAUUGUGGGAGUUCAGCUUAGAGUUGACUCAACCAAAGUAAUCAGGUUACAAAUCCUUUGUGAACAAUCUUUUCGUUACAUUGUUGAGCAUCUUUAUAGUUUUUGUGUUGUUUGUUGGCAUGUUGGCAUAAGGUAAGGUAAAUGGAACAAGGAUAGAUGAUGUUUGUAUGAGGAUUGUAUCGAAUGAAAGAGUAAGUUUGUAUUAUAAUUACCAAA